Molecule: messenger RNA, 1503 nt
Organism: Paralichthys olivaceus (Japanese flounder)
Lineage: Eukaryota; Metazoa; Chordata; Actinopteri; Pleuronectiformes; Paralichthyidae
Source: RefSeq, a predicted model, not a curated record
AUGGACCUGGACCAGACCCGGAUCAGAGAGAACCAGGGCCCAGAUUUAACGGACCUGACCCGGAUCAAAGAGGAGAACCAGGACCCGGAUUUAACGGACCUGACCCGGAUCAAAGNCCCGGAUUUAACGGACCUGACCCGGAUCAAAGAGGAGAACCAGGACCCGGAUUUAACGGACCAGACCCGGAUCAAAGAGGAGGACCAGGACCAGUUCAACAUCGUGAUUAAGGAAGAAAACCAGGACCCGGAGUAUGAGCAGACCGGACUGGAGGAGGAGAACCAGGAGCAGUUCAGAGUUCAGGACUCAAUGAAACACAGACACACAAAUGUUCUUCACACCAAAGAGAGGAAGCACAGCUGUGAACAAUGUGGGAACAGUUUCACCACGGCCAGUCACUUAAAGACCCAUCAGCGUGUUCACACCGGAGAGAGACCGUACAGCUGUGGUCAGUGUGGGAAAUCUUUCACGGAUUCAUUUCGAUUAAAAACCCACAAACGCAUUCACACCGGAGAGAGACCGUACAGCUGUGACCAGUGCGGGGCAGCGUUCAGCAGGUCGUGUUACCUUCAAAUCCAUCAACGUAUCCACACAGGAGAGAAACCCUACAGCUGGGACCAGUGUGGAAAAGCGUUUGCCACGUCAAGUAAGUUGACGGUCCACCGACGCAUCCACACCGGAGAGAAACCGUACGAAUGUGACUUUUGUGGGAAGGCUUUUGCAAUUCCGAGCAGUUUAAAAAGUCAUCUACGCAUCCACACCGGAGAGAAACCAUAUGUCUGUGGUGAGUGUGGGAAAGGUUUCAGUCGCUCGAGUAUCCUGAAGAUGCACCAACGCGUCCACAGCAGUUAUUUUUUUAUGGACCAGCAUGCAUCUCGUCGAACGCUGAUAUCGCGGGAACACGAAGAACAAAGAGUGGCGCCAAAAAGAGUCCAGCUGAGAGAAAACAUGGACCAGACCCGGGUCAAAGAGGAGGACCAGGACCCGGGAUUCACGGACCAGACCCGGGUCAAAGAGGAGGACCAGGACUCGGAUCAGUCCGCUGGUCUUCAGAAACGGAGACGCACAAACACCCAUCAGAGCACCAAACAGAAGAAACCGUUCCGCUGUGACGAUUGUGGCAAAACGUUUACAACUUCAACUAAUUUAAAGAUCCAUCAACAUGUCCACGGCCAAGAGAAGCAGUUCAGCUGCGAUCACUGUGGGAAAACAUUUACGACCUCCAGCAGUUUACAGAUUCACGAGCACAUCCACACCGGAGACAAACCGUACACCUGCGACCAGUGCGGGAAAAGUUUCUCUCGUGCGUAUCGAUUAAAACAACAUCAGCACAUUCACACCGGAGAGAAACCACACACCUGUGACCAGUGUGGGAAAUCUUUUGUUGAGCUCAGUUACCUGAAGGAGCAUCAGCUCAUUCACAGCGGAGAGCGAGCGUUCAGCUGUGACCAGUGUGGGGCAGCGUUCAGCACGUCACGCUACCUGAAGCUCCACCAACCUUCUUGA